This is a messenger RNA of Tachysurus vachellii, 3221 nucleotides long. It is a transcript of the gene usp2a, whose product is annotated as ubiquitin specific peptidase 2a. Gene Ontology annotation, biological process: protein deubiquitination. The transcript has 14 exons. The coding region runs from base 446 to 2143 and encodes 565 amino acids. The record is from RefSeq and is a predicted model, not a curated record. Gene Ontology annotation, molecular function: cysteine-type deubiquitinase activity. Gene Ontology annotation, cellular component: cytoplasm. NCBI's taxonomy places the organism in Eukaryota, Metazoa, Chordata, Actinopteri, Siluriformes, Bagridae.
GGAUUCUUUUAUAUGGACAACAAAAUGACAACAGAUCCUUUUUUCCUGUUGCAAGAAUGUAGGGCAAAAAAUAUUAGCAUGUCACCCAGUAUUCCAUAAAAAGCAUCAAUGCUAUUCCUUUAAGAGCAGAUUGGAAUGCCACUAGUGUUGAGUGACCGAGUGAGGUCGUAGGCAACAGCUAUAUUUACCAUCAGGGUAACAUGAUCUCUGGCAUUCUGGAUCAUUGUGCACAUGCAAUCCUUCUGGUCUUCACACUCUGGGCAACAGUCUUCAAAGCCGAACACUGUCGAACUGCAAAAUGCGCCACUGGUUUGAGCAUUAAAGUUUGGAUGGGAUCUAUGGCAAGCUGCAACCCCUGUUUUUCCACUGACUGGAACUGAGAGCGGCUCACCGUACAGCAGUCGAUGCGGCCUGUCACUGUCUCUCCUCUGUCCGAGCUCUCAGCAUGUCUCGCGUCUCCUCCACGGCCAAGCGCUACGGUGGCUCCUCAUAUACCAGCCACUAUAGCACAUACAGCUCCUCCCUGACGCCCUCACUCGGGGCUUAUGAUCGUGACAAGCUUCCCUACAAAGCCCCCUCGACUGCAUUCUCCUCCUCUAGCUACCUGAGCUCGGGCAGCAGUCGGACACGGAAUUACAGCUCCACGGAGCCUGAUCGCGGCCGUCCUAUCCCUCGCACUGACCUGCUGAGCGGCCGGCGAAGCGAGAGCCUGAGUCGUACACCCUUAAAGGGCUAUAGUUCAGGACUGAAUGGUGGCUCUGCCUAUUCGACCUACGGCUACUCGCCGGCACAGACCAGCUACCUCUCCACUUCUCCUAUGCCGUCCAGUGUCUCCCUAAACCGAAGAAAAUCCGUUAGUCAGAGCGACCUGACGCGGGAGUUGUCCUCGCUGGCCCUCAAUGACACUCCCAGCAGCAACAGUCUCAAGCAGGCCUACAGGACCCGGACAAGUGAUGCCACAAGUGACUCCUACAGUAGCAGCAGCUUGCGCUCUGGUUUUGGGAUGUCACGCAGCUCCACACAGGAUGCAGUGAGCAGCAGCAGCAGUAGCCGCUUCUCCUCCUCCAUUGGAUGCUCUACUUCACCGCUCAGGGAGGAGCCAGUGAGACCGAACUCCAAAGCAGCCCAAGGUCUGGUGGGAUUAAAGAAUCUGGGCAAUACAUGCUUUAUGAACUCCAUUCUUCAAUGUCUUAGCAACACACGCAGUUUGCGAGACUACUGUCUGCACAACUCCCACCGUCGCGACCUCAACAACAACAGCCGCACAAACACCGCACUGAUGGAGGAAUUUGCCAAGCUCAUUCAGACAUUGUGGACGUCGUCAACCAGCGACGCCGUCAGCCCUUCCGAGUUCAAAACGCAAAUCCAGAGAUACGCGCCCAGAUUUGUCGGCUAUAACCAACAAGAUGCUCAGGAGUUUCUGCGCUUCCUGCUCGACGGCCUGCACAAUGAGGUGAACAGGGUUACGGUGAGGCCCCGUGCCAACACCGAGGACUUCGACCAUUUACCAGAUGAUGAGAAAGGGAAAAAGAUGUGGAGCAAGUAUCUGGAAAGAGAGGACAGUAAAAUUGUAGACUUGUUUGUAGGGCAGCUGAAGAGCUCUUUGACCUGCACUGAGUGUGGCUACUGUUCCACUGUGUUUGAUCCCUUCUGGGAUCUUUCCUUACCCAUCUCCAAGAAGGGCUACGGAGAGGUCAGUCUGAUGGACUGCAUGCGACUCUUCACUAAAGAAGACGUGCUGGACGGAGACGAGAAGCCGACAUGUUACAGAUGUAAAGCCAGAAGAAAAUGUACAAAGAAGUUCACAAUUCAGAAGUUCCCUAAAAUCUUAGUGCUACAUCUCAAGCGUUUCUCAGAAGCUCGAGUCAGAUCAAGCAAACUGUCCACUUUUGUCAACUUCCCCAUGAAGGACCUGGACCUCAGGGAGUUUGCCUCUGACAGGAGCAGUAGUGCAGUGUAUAAUCUGUAUGCAGUGUCCAAUCACUCAGGCACCACCAUGGGUGGGCAUUACACUGCAUACUGCUGCAAUCCGGACUCAGGAGAAUGGUACACCUUUAAUGACUCCAGAGUAACGCCAAUGUCCUCCAGUCAGGUGCGCAGCAGUGAUGCGUACGUCCUUUUCUACGAGCGAUCCGGCUUGUGAGGGCUUACAGGAGCCAGAAGGAGCGAGGCCACGACCCUUGGGGGUCAUCACUUCUCAAGCAGCACUCCUCACGGAAAGAAGACACUGUCGCCACAUUCUGGACACACGACAGGAUUAAACAUAACUUUCUUACUGUCGCUCUGCUGCUGUGUCCAGUUCAUUUUCAUUGAGGAGGUCUGGAGUGUCUUGAUGCCUCCGUGUAUGUGUGUGAGAGUGUGUGUUUAUGAGUGUGCGUGUACGAGUGUGUGUCUGAGUCUGAGGGCAGCUCCUUGGGAGACACCACAGGGUAAUAAAUCCCCCGUGACUCUGUCUCACAAGUCUCUCGCUAUGCACUGCAACAGAACUCUGGUCCCGACUGCGCCUUGCUCAAGAUCACCUCAGUACACGGACUGGUUUAACCUUAGUAGUGUUUUCUCGUCAAUCGUAACAUUUUUAUUUGUAUUCCCUACACUCGAGGGGAAACGAACUGGUCUGAGGCUUCCUCUGCUGAAGGAGACAAGAUUUACAACCUCGAAGCUGCAGCUCAUACACGUUUUAGAGCCCAUUGGUUUUGUUACACGUCUCUGCUUUUUAUUCCGUGACUUGGUUUUUGAUUUGUUUCACCUGUCAAUUGCUAUCCACUCCAUUCUCUCCCUCCUCUUACUCUCCUGAGGGCUGAAAGGAGCAGAAGGUGGAAGAAGGUGGUCUGUGGAAGGUGUGUCGUGUCGAGAGGAGGCUGUGUGACCCGCCGCGUGUUUUUAUUCAGUGUGGCUGCUACUGAUCUGGUACUCAAACGCUGUGAACGAGAGGGCAGUCGAGUCGAGCUGAUUAUAGUUUGCUUGCUAGUCCUGAUCAAAGAGAUUUAUCUUUGAUUUCAUGCCGUCGAACAACAUGGAAAGUAGGUUUUGUGGGAAAAAACACUAUAUGUAUAUUUUUAUAUAUGAUGCAAUAUAGAGAAUGUACUAUACUUUGGUGCUGAAAAUGACCUGUUACUGUUUUCAGUUCAUCCAACAGGAGAAAGAGAAUGGAUACUAUUUAUGCUCACAAGUCACUUUUUCACAGUGGCAAAGUAUAUAUGAAAUAAAUUUUAGAGAAAGAA